Molecule: messenger RNA, 966 nt
Organism: Tetrahymena thermophila SB210
Lineage: Eukaryota; Ciliophora; Oligohymenophorea; Hymenostomatida; Tetrahymenidae
Product: transmembrane protein, putative
Exons: 2
Source: RefSeq, a predicted model, not a curated record
AUGAGUUAGAUAUCCUAUUUUUCAAAAUCACUUACUUGUAGAGAAAUAGGAAGUCAUCUUUAUAAUCCUAUUGAUUUAACUAUAGAAUGCUACGAAGCCAGUAUAGUUAAAUAUCUAUAUCCUUUCUCUUUAUCAGUUUUAAGUUUUUGGACUCUCUUCCCAUUAGUACUUCUAAAUUAAAUUAAAAAAAACAGGAAAAAAUUAGAUUAGUGUCUAAUCAAAUAUAAAUACGGUUAUUACUAUGGAGAAUUAAAAGAUAAAUAUUACUAUUGGGAAUUCAUUAGAAUUUAUUUAAAGAUUGCUAUCAUUUAUUUAUAUACUUUAUUAUCUAGAAAUAACUAAUAUACUGCAAUCCUAGCGAUUACAAUACUUAUAUACUAAUAUAUUAAAAUAAUAUCCUAGAAUAAUCCUUUUAUUUCAUUUAGCAUAUAAAAGUGUGAGAUAGCAUCUUAUAGUCUUAUUAUAUUGAAGAUUUUUCUAUUAGCAAUAUAAAGUUAAAAUCCAUAAAUCUAAACAUUGAUAGAAAUAUCUCAAAUAUUUAUCGAUUAUUUUUUCUUUUUUUGUUUCUUGCUAAUAGUAAUGGGAAUAAUUUUAAGCAGUUCGAAGUCUAAAUUAAUGAUUUUUGUAAAAGAACAAUUAUCAAAAAUAAUAUCUUUAAAAUCAUUAAAUAAAUUCAUUAAAAAUAAACAUGUUUCUUUUAAAGCAUACCAGAAAUGGAAAUUAGUCUACAAAAUGUUUAGAUAAAGCUUAAAAUACCAUUAAAAAUUAAAGAAAAAGAAGAUUAUCUUAAAUAUAAAAAAUCAGUAAAAUCUUUAGAAUAUCAAAAACAAGUAGAUUCUUUAAGUUAAAAAUAAUAAUUUGAUUCUCUAGAGUAAUUAGACUACUUAAUAUAAUUAUUCUAAGUUUAAUUCUUUAAGCCCACAUUAAAGAUGUAUAGACAUUGGUUCUGCUGAAUAAUUUAUUUGA